CGAGCUUAGUACUACAGACAGUGGUAGUACAGUUCCUGCCCUAUUCCCUGCCUUGUAGUACUACACAAACAAACAUUGGCUUCCUCUGCCUCGAAUUCUUCCCCAGUUGUGUCUUCACCAGAGUCUCCAUCGUCUAACUUACCCAGGCAGCCUCCCGACCAAUUUCGCUUCUUCCGAUUGAGAUCAAUCAACUGCGGGUUGAUUCGAUCUCUUCUGAGCUGUGGAAGAUUUGAGGCGACGUGCAGGGGGACUGUUGGGGUGCUUAUUUUUGUGGGCAGUCGCGGUCGGAGCUGGGUUCCACAGUCUGUUGUUGCGCGGAUGGGGCUGUCGUUUGGCGUUGCGUCGAUGGGAUGUCGCUGCUGCUAGGCUGGGACUUUAUGUGUAGGGCUGGGAUGGGGUUACAUCGGAGCCUGGGGGUGGAAAAGGAGAAGGAAGAGGAGGAGGUGGUGGUGACGGUGGGUCUCGGGUGGUUUUCGUGGGAAGUCUAUGAGCGGGUUUUCCUGGAGGGGUAGGUGCAGUUCAGAAUUGGUGGUUUGGAGCUCACGUGACGGAUUAGUUGCUCUUCACUGCAAGCUUGCUCUUGAAUGUACUGCCCAAGUGAGCGUGGUUUGCGAACUCUGUAAUGAACAACAGAUUUGGGUGUUAUCAAGAGUCUAUACCAAGCUUCGUAAACUUUCGAAGAUUACUUCUCAUUUUUCCAACUUGUAGAAUUUACCUGAAGACUUUUUAUCGACGUAGAAUGUAGCAACAUUAUGAGUGUAUUGUAGCGUUUCAAACUGAAGCUUGUACUUCCAGCGAAGCACGUUUCUGAGGUGGAAUGAUUUUUGGCGGGUACACAAUUUUCUCGAAGGGUGCGCUCGAAUUGUAAAUAAUCGAACUCCACAUCCUCUUUCAUCUUUAGAAAAGUUGGUGAAAAUGGCGUCCGCCAGCCAUUUACAAUUGACAAGGUUUGAUAGUUUUCCCUCAAAUGGGUCAACAGGGAGUCUUGAGAAUCUACCCCUCCUAAAUGAAGCCAGUAGGAACUGCUUCAGCAUCAGCGACGGUCUCCUUAAGACGCAGAUAAAGAAACGGUUGGAGCUCAAUGUGAUAGGGAUGAGAUGUGCAGCAUGUUCUAGCUCUGUUGAAAAUGCGUUAGGCAAAUUGAACGGUGUAGAAUCUGCCACUGUGGCUUUACUUCAAAAUCGAGCUGUGGUUGUCUACAAUGCUGACCUUGUCAGCGAAGAUGACAUUAUCGAGGCGAUCGAUAAUGCAGGAUUUGAUGCCAUCAUUGUGUCAAGCACCCCCGUCUCCUCUGAAGCCAAUGGUGAUGCUGCUGUUUCAAACAUUGUUGGCCAAUUUCGAAUUCAAGGAAUGACUUGUGCCGCCUGUGUGAAUUCUGUGGAGAGCGUGCUUAACAGCCUCAACGGAGUCAUACGUGCUUCUGUCGCCCUCGUCACCGAAUCUGGCGAGAUAGAAUACGAUCCGAAAACCAUCAACCAGCAAGAUAUCAUUGAGGCAAUCGACGAUGCAGGGUUUGACGCAACACUGAUGGACAGCAGCCAAAGAGAUAAAAUCAGAUUUGUUGUAGCGGGCAUGUCGUCUGUUCAGGAGAAGGCCAACGUGGAGUCAAUAUUGUGCAGCUUGACGGGAGUGAAGGAGAUUACGGUUGACCCUCUUACAUCAAAAGUUGAAGUUCUGAUUGACCCCGAGGCUAUUGGGCUGCGUGCCAUAGUGGAUGCAGUUGAAGCUAGUGGAGAUUACAAAGUUGUUAUCUCCAAUCAAUAUACAAACAAGUCUCCAGAGGAAUGCGACGAGGUCGGGCAUAUGUUCCAGUUAUUUCUGUGGAGUUGCUUGUUCAGUAUCCCUGUUGUGUUCAUUGGGGCAAUCUGUCCCCAUAUUUGGAUUGUGCAGCUUCUCCUGCGCGUCAAGUGCGGUCCAUUUUUGCUCUCAGAUUGGCUGAAGUGGGCCCUUGUUACACCUGUCCAAUUUGUUUUGGGCCGUCGGUUUUACGUCGGAGCUUACAGAUCACUGAAAAGGAAAUCAGCUAAUAUGGACGUGCUUGUGGUGCUUGGCACAACAGCCGCAUAUGUGUACUCCGUAUGUGCUGUCCUGUACAGCGCAUCCACUGGGAUUCAACUUCCAACGUACUUCGAAACAAGCGCCAUGCUCCUAACUUUUGUCCUUCUCGGGAAGUAUUUGGAGGUUCUUGCGAAAGGAAAGACCUCGGAGGCCAUUGGGAAGCUUUUGCAGCUUGCUCCCACUACUGCACUCCUUCUCACCGUCGACUCUGCGAGGAAGGUUGUAGCUGAAAGAGAAAUUGAUGCUCAGUUGGUUCAGCGAGGCGAUUUGCUGAAGGUGCUGCCUGGGGCAAAGGUGCCCGCAGAUGGGAUAUGUUCAUGGGGCCAGAGCCAUGUGAACGAGAGCAUGGUCACGGGUGAGGCAUCACCAGUCCCCAAAGCACCCGGCGAUUCUGUGAUAGGCGGUACUAUGAACGUCAACGGUGUUUUACAUAUUCGUGCCAUGCGGGUUGGUCGUGACACAGCGCUUGCACAAAUUGUGAACCUGGUUGAGACUGCACAGAUGUCAAAAGCGCCGAUCCAAAAGUUUGCCGAUUAUGUGGCAAGUAUCUUUGUCCCGGUGGUUUUGUUACUGGCUGCUCUUACUUUCAUGGUGUGGUAUGUGGCGGGGAAAAUGGGAGCGUAUCCUGAUUCAUGGAUUUCCGCUGGCGGAAACUAUUUUAUUCACGCCCUCAUGUUCGCCAUAUCCGUGACUGUUAUAGCCUGCCCCUGCGCCCUGGGGCUUGCGACGCCGACUGCCGUCAUGGUUGCUACUGGAAUUGGAGCUCAAAACGGAAUUUUGAUUAAGGGAGGCGAUGCUUUGGAGCGCGCCCACCGUAUUCAGUGUGUGGUCUUCGACAAGACGGGGACAUUGACAAUGGGCAAGCCUUCGGUCACACAUCAAACAGUGAAGAUCUUUGACAAAACUCCCCUGGCGGAGUUUCUUACAAUAGUUGCGUCUGCAGAGGCAGGAAGUGAGCAUCCCAUGGCAAAAGCAUUGGUGGAUUAUGCCCACAACCAUUUAGUGUUUCCCGAACCACUGAGAUCAGGAGAGAUGCCUCGAACUAGAGAUUUGAGUUGGAUGCGGGAAGCAUCCGAGUUUGAAAAUGUUCCCGGUGAGGGUGUGCGUUGCAAAAUCGUUGGAGUGUCGGUACUGGUUGGUAACCGUAAGCUGAUGCGAUCGGCAGGAGUCACCGUCUCGGACGAAGUAGAACGCUACUUGCAAGAAACGGAGAACCGAGCGGGUACUGGGAUCCUUGCUGCAUUUAACGGAUCUAUAGUUGGCGUAGUUGGCAUUUCAGAUCCUUUGAAUCCAGAGGCAGCUCUUGUGGUGGAGGGUCUUCAACGCAUGGGCAUCCGGUGUGUCAUGGUCACUGGAGACAACUGGGGCACUGCCAGGUCGGUUUCCCGACGAGUGGGAAUUGACGAGGUCUUCGCCGAAGUGCUUCCAGCAGGGAAAGCUGAAAUUAUACGCAACCUUCAGUCUGAUGAAACCAAGGUCGCCAUGGUAGGCGAUGGCGUAAAUGAUUCUCCAGCUCUAGCGGCCGCAGAUGUGGGUAUUGCAAUCGGAGCAGGCACAGACAUCGCCAUUGAGGCAGCUGACUACGUGUUGAUUCGGAACAACUUGGAGGAUGUCAUAACAUCAAUAGAUUUGUCGCGGAAAGCUUUUGCCAGGAUCAGGGUGAAUUAUGCAUUUGCCAUGGGGUACAACAUCCUUGCCAUUCCUCUUGCAGCUGGAGUAUUCUUUCCAUAUUUUGGAUUACGAUUACCACCCUGGGCUGCUGGUGCGGCUAUGGCUUCCUCCUCCGUUUCUGUGGUUUGCUCCUCGCUUUUGUUGAGGAUGUACACGAGACCUCGGCUCACUGAGUUGCUGCAGGUCAAGAUUCAACGCUAGCAACCGGGACUGUUCCAUGUCCCUUAAUUCUUUUUCAUGUAAAAUAACAAUCGCUACAGUACCUGCUUGGAAGUCGUUCCCUAUGAGUACGAAGUAUACCGCGGAUUCACGAAUUCCCUGACCCUUGAGAUGUUAACGAGGCAAGAGUAGAUAGUUUUUGGAGUGGAGUUUUAUUGUUUGGCCAUUUUGUAGGUCAAGAAGAGCAUGUUUCUCGCUCUGUACCUCGAUGAGGGUUGGAGUCGCAACAAGGAUGGUGAUGCCGCGAAGAGGAGUCAACAUAGUGUAGAUGGAUUAGAGGGAUCAAUCAGUUCGAAUCCAACUUGAGUUGGAUCAUACAUGUAAUUCGUCGCAGAGGUCCUCGGGAUUGUAACCUGUUGCAGUCUUUUGCAAUGGCCUUGUUUGUAAAAUUUUCCCCGACGACAAGGAGAUGAGCUUCUAGCUGGGAGUGGCAUUCCUAUAUAUGAAUUCAAUACACAGCUUGGUGCCAGUAUGCGUUUGGGUUCUA
This is a messenger RNA of Physcomitrium patens, 4435 nucleotides long. NCBI's taxonomy places the organism in Eukaryota, Viridiplantae, Streptophyta, Bryopsida, Funariales, Funariaceae. The record is from RefSeq and is a predicted model, not a curated record.